This is a messenger RNA of Melopsittacus undulatus (budgerigar), 3247 nucleotides long. It is a transcript of the gene ARHGEF16, whose product is annotated as Rho guanine nucleotide exchange factor 16. Lineage: Eukaryota; Metazoa; Chordata; Aves; Psittaciformes; Psittaculidae. Gene Ontology annotation, molecular function: guanyl-nucleotide exchange factor activity; protein binding. The coding region runs from base 164 to 2227 and encodes 687 amino acids. The record is from RefSeq and is a predicted model, not a curated record. The transcript has 15 exons. Gene Ontology annotation, biological process: activation of GTPase activity.
CCGCGCAGGGACCGGAGGGGGCGGACGGGGCCUCGGGCUCCGGGGCAGGGGCGGUGCUGCCGCUUCCCCACCCCGGCCGGGCCCGCAGGAAGAGCCGGGGCCCGGUACCGGCAGCGCCGCUUCCGCGGAGGGAGCGCGUGCUCCUGUUCCCUGUGCCACCGCCAUGUCCCGGAGCCCCUCCAGCAGCUCUGUGGAAGACAAAGCCUUCCUGCUGGAGUACCGGUGCCACCCGGUGCACCCGGAGCCCCCCAGCCCCACCGGCAGGCACAGCUCCACGGUGCCCGAUGCCACCUCCCUGCUGGCAAUGGGGUCCCCCCCCACGGCCGAGCCGCGCCGCAUCGUCCUCAGCACCGACAGCCCGGCCGCAAUGAAGGUGGGCACCCAGCAGCUCAUCCCCAAGAGCUUGGCUGUGUCCACCAGGACCAAGCACAACACAUCCCGGCUCCAGAGCCGGGAGCUGCUGAGCCCUGACCCGAAGGGGACGUCGGUCCCAGGUCUGUCCCUGGAGGCAGAGGAGGAGGAGGAUGGGGGGGGAACCCUCAAGCGCAACCUAAGGAACAUGUCCUACCGAGCGGCCAUGAAGGAGCCGGGGCCAACAAACACCAUCUCCUCACUGAAACCUGUGUCCGAGGAGGGCAGUGCUCUGCCUGCACACAGCCCCGGCAGAAGCAAGAGAACCUUCGGGCGGAAGCGGGUGCAGAAGCGUGGGGGCUCCUUCAAGGACCAGCCUCGGCUGUACCAGGAAAUCCGGGAGAGGGGCCUGAACUCUGUCAGCCAUGAGUCAGAUGAGGAUGUGCUGGAGGAAUCCAUCCCAGAGGAGCCGUCCCCUGCGGGUGCUGCUAUCGUGGUGCAGAGCUAUCGCCCAGCACAAGUGACCUGGAGCCAGCUCCCAGAGGUGCUGGAAGCAGGAAUCCUGCACUGGAUAUCCCCUGAGGAGCGCAAGCGGCAGGAGGCAAUGUUUGAGAUCAUCACUUCUGAGUACUCCUACAUGCACAGCCUGAGCAUCCUGGUGUGCCACUUCAUGCGGUCAGAGGAGCUGAAGGACACCAUGACCCAGACAGAGCACCACCACCUCUUCUCCAACAUCAGCGACAUCCUGACCAUCAGCACAAGGUUCUUUGAAGACCUGGAGAAGCGGCACCAGGAGCACCUCCUCAUUCCUGACAUCAGUGACAUCGUGGAGGAGCACGCCUCGAACCACUUCAGUCCCUACAUCAGCUACUGCUCCAACGAGGUCUACCAGCAGAGGACACUUCAGAGGCUGCUAGCCACAAACCCCUCAUUUAAAGAGACCUUGAAGCAAAUUGAAAGGAAACCGGAAUGUGGAGGCCUGCCCAUGUUCUCAUUUCUCAUUCUCCCUAUGCAGAGGGUAACCCGGCUUCCUCUGCUCCUAGAUACUGUGUGUCAGAAAACAGAGGCAGGCACUGCAGCCUAUGGAGCUGCCACCAGAGCCCUGAAAGCCAUCAGCAAGCUGGUGAAGAACUGCAAUGAAGGUGCUCGUGCCAUGGAGAGGACGGAGCAGAUGUACACCCUGCAGAAACAGCUGGAGUUUGGGAAGAAGAAGCCAUUCCCACUGAUUUCCGCAUCCCGUUGGCUGCUGAAGCGGGGGGAGCUGUACCUGCUGCUCUCGGAAGAGGCCGGCAUCUUCCGCCGCGGCGCUGGCAAGCUCUGCUACCUCUUCUUAUUCAAUGACGUCCUCAUCAUAACCAAGAAGAAGAGCGAGGAGAGCUACACUGUCCUGAACUAUGCCACACUGGACCAGGUCACGGUGGAGAAGAUGGAGAGCACGGAUCCACCUUCCCCUCCUCCUGGCACAGCCCGAGGCACGGCCGGGGGGUUCCUGCUCCGGGUGGUGAUGGAGAAGGACAGCGAGGGCCGGCGCGAGGAGAUGGUGCUGUCGGCAGAGACGCUGAGCGACCGUGCCCGGUGGAUCACUGCACUGAUGCACAGGGAGAAGGAGAAGCCGGAUACAACUCCUAAAGGAGAUCUGAGCCAAGUGGAGAUAACCCAGCCCUACCUGGCUAAGCAGGCGGAUGAGAUCUCCCUGCAGCAGGCGGAUGUGGUCCUGGUGCUGGGGGCAGAGGACGGCUGGUGCUGGGGGGAGCGGCUCCGGGAUGGGGAACGGGGCUGGUUCCCGCAGGCCUGUGCUCGGCACAUCACCAACCGCACGGCUGUGGAGUGCAACGUGCGCCGCAUGGAGCGGCUGCGCCUCGAGACCGACGUGUAGCUGCCAGCCCAGCAAUGGGGCUUCACACCCCUAUGGACUGAGCCCAGAGCAAGAAGGGAGUGAGGAACCUUCCUGCUUGAGCUCCUUUGUCUGGAGCAGCCACCAGCAGCAAUCCUGUUGCUCAGGACUGGCUGUGACAGCAGCUGAUGAAUGUGGGACCUGGCAGCCGGGCGCUGCUGCCCAGCACUGAUAUUAAUGACCUGGAACAGGCUCCAGGAGCCAGCCCAGGGCUUGGCGCGGGUUGAAAAGGCUGCGGCUGUGCUCGGGGCUCUGUGAAGGAGCUCGUGCUGCCGUCUCCAUCCCUGCUGACGCCUGGGCCGGUGCCCGCUGGCAGUGACUGUGCAUCUCCUAUGGGAAGAGCUGGGGCUGAGGGAGCACACCUGAACCCAGAGCUUCAGGACCUUCAAUCCAUACCCUCAGCUAUUCCUUGACCUCUUUUCUCUCAUGAUUCCCUAUUUUCUUCCUUCCCCCAUUCUCCUCCUGGUUACUCUUGGCUCUGACCCUGCAGGGUGAGCAGUGCCAUCACCUUUCAGCUGCUCACUGACCUGGCAGGCAGCAGAGGCUGCUGCAGUCAGGAGUUGUUCUCAGGGAGCCAGCUCUGGCUGGAAAUAGGAUGCUCCAGGCACUGGGAAGCAAUUCACAACCCCUGCUGUAUAGGUGAGACGGGAGACCAAAGGGAGCGAUGCUAUAGAUCCCAUCUGAACCCAGGGGACUCCAUCCUGCAGGAGUGGGAUGUGGUCACAGAGGGUCAAACCUCAUCCUUGCCAUGGCAGAGCAGUCCCCUCUGCUCCCCUUCUCCCCCAGGGUUAGCACUGACGUGUGGUUAAUGAAGCUGAGGCAGGAGGGUCGCUUGUCCCAGCUGAGCUGUUUGGAUCUGGGUUUUCCAUGAAUGGGAUGUUUAACACUGUAGGGUCUUUGGGGUGGGAAACAGUGGCUGCAGUGUUGGGGUACGGCAGCUCUGUGCACUGCCUGGGUUUGGAUUCAUUGCUGUAAUGGGUCUGUUUUCAUUAAACUGUUAAA